This is a messenger RNA of Setaria italica (foxtail millet), 2478 nucleotides long. RefSeq names its product histone-lysine N-methyltransferase family member SUVH9. Lineage: Eukaryota; Viridiplantae; Streptophyta; Magnoliopsida; Poales; Poaceae. The transcript has a single exon. Gene Ontology annotation, cellular component: nucleus. The coding region runs from base 150 to 2069 and encodes 639 amino acids. Gene Ontology annotation, molecular function: protein binding; zinc ion binding; histone methyltransferase activity. The record is from RefSeq and is a predicted model, not a curated record.
CCUAAAAAUGGCUCUCCGGUCGGCGGGUGACUGGGUGAGGGAGUGACAGAAGGAGGAGAAGAUUUCGGUCGGGUUCUCUCUCUCUCUCUCUUGGCGUCUCCACCGCAGCGCUCACGCUCCCAACACCGGACCCCUCGUCUCCCUCGCCGAUGGAGCCCUCUCCCCCGCCGCCGCCGCCUCAAAUUGCCCACCUCCUCUCGCAAUUUCCCGUCAUCCCCAAACCCGACCCCGACGGCCCAAUCCCAUCCCAAACCCCCAUCCCCGUCGCAGCGCCGCCGCCGCUGACGCUCGCGCUCACCCCUGAGCUCUGCGACGCCCUCCACCAGGAGCUUGCUCCCUCCCCUGACGACGAUGCCUACUUCGCCAACUGCCUUCGCCGAUCCCAGCUCCACCUCCAAGCCCUCGCCGCCCGCCUCCGCUGCCCCUCGUUCCCCGCCGCCGCCCCUCCCCCACCUAUCCCACCCCCUCGGCAGGAGCUGCAGCAGAUGCCGCAAGAAGAGCCAGGCGCGGGCGGAUCCACCAAGAAGCGCGCGCGCAGUGUCACUGAGGUGGUGCGCGUCUCCAACCUCGGCCCGCCCGACCAACUCCACUACCGCGCCCUCGUUCGCCGCGCGCGCCUCACCUUCGAGGCGCUCCGCGGCGCCUACCAGCGCCAGGAGCCCUCCGCCGGCGCCCGCAACCGCGCCGACCUCCGCGCCUCCAGCCGGAUGCUCUCCGCUGGCCACUGGCUUCACCGCGAGGUCCGCAUCGUCGGCGACAUCCCCGGCGUCCUCAUCGGCGACGCCUUCUACUACCGCGCCGAGCUCUGCGUCGUCGGCCUCCACACCGCGCCGCAGGCCGGCAUCGGCUACAUCCCCGCCAGCCUCGUCGACGAGGGCCACCCCGUCGCCACCAGCAUCGUCUCCUCUGGAGGAUACCUCGACGACGAGGACACCGGCGACGUCCUCGUCUACACCGGCAGCGGCGGCCGCCAGCGCAACCGAGUCGACCACCAUGCCGACCAGACGCUCGAGCGCGGCAACCUCGCGCUCCACAACAGCUACCUCUACGGCGUCGAGGUGCGCGUCAUCCGCGGCCACAUCUGCGAAUUGGGCCCCAGCACCCACCGCAAGGUCUACGUCUACGACGGCCUCUACAGGGUCGUCAGCUCCACCUUCGGCCCCGGCAAGUCCGGCCACGACGUCUGCAAGUUCAAGCUCGUGCGCCUCCCGGGCCAGGACGAGCUUGGCAGCAAGAGCUGGCACACCGCCAAGCAGCUCAAGGACGCCAUGGACGCCAGAAUCCGCCCGCCCAGGUACAUCUCGCUCGACCUCUCCAAGGGGACGGAGGUCCUUCGCUUCCCCGUCUGCAACAAGCUGGAUGACGACAGGUCUCCCCUGCAAUUUGAGUACACCGUCCGCCCCGAGUUUCCGGUGCCCCCAGCGCCCGGGCCGGGCAAGCGGCAGAGGGGCUGCCAUUGCGCAAUGGACUGUGUCUCCAAGUGCAGAUGCGAGAGGAAGAACGCCGGAGGACCGGUGUACAAUGAGGAUGGCACUCUGGUGCUGGGAAGGCCGGUGGUGUACGAAUGCGGUGCUCUGUGUGGGUGCCCCAUGACCUGCGUGAACCGGGUGACACAGCGAGGGAUGAAGCACCGGCUGGAGGUGUUCCGCUCCCCUGAGACAGGCUGGGGUGUCAGGGCGCUGGACUUGAUACCGCCGGGUGCCUUCGUGUGCGAGUUCAGUGGGGAUGUGGUCGUCAUGGACGAUCAUUCAGGCAAAGCAUUGAUGGAGGAUCGCUGCAUCAUCGACCCGAAGCGCUUUCCAGAGCGAUGGAGGGAAUGGGGAGAUGCCUCAGCCGUCGACCCAAGCAAGAGGGUACCCCAGUUCGCGGAGUUUGGAGGACCAGGUUACGUUCUGGACGUGUCCCAUAAGAGGAACGUGGCCUGCUACAUUAGCCACAGCUGCACUCCCAAUGUGUUUCUUCAGUUUGUAGUCCGUGGCAACGAGGAUGAACGCUGCCCUCACCUGAUGGUUUUUGCCAUGGAGACAAUCCCACCGAUGCGAGAGCUGAGCAUCGAUUAUGGAAUCUGAUGGAUCGUAGCCGAGUGCAAGAUGAUGCUAGCUAGCUGUGGAGCGCAAUGUACCGAAGGCUUACUGGUUUUUUUUGGAGGAUAGGCUAUGUGAGGAAUUUUUUGGGUAGCCAUACAUUGGUUUAGUUUUGCCAUAGGUUGCACCCUCUAGUUUGUUAAAUUCUAGAACUGAGGGUAUUUCUAGCUGCUCACAUUUCACCAAACCUUGGAUUAGUUGCUGCCGAUACUGCUGGUGCGGUUAGAGGGCUGGCUCACGGGGCAGUUACAGGUAUGCUAGAUCCCUUUUACUAGUGUAGUACUGAUGUGGUAAAUGGUUGGCACAAAGGGACCCAACUGUGUUAUGUGGAUGUGUUGUGAAUUGUGAAUCCACCCUGUAUAACAUGAAUGAACUUGGGCUUUGUCUUAUGUCC